Anopheles stephensi (Asian malaria mosquito) is the source of this 3427-nucleotide messenger RNA. RefSeq names its product folylpolyglutamate synthase, mitochondrial (gene Fpgs1). Bases 163 to 1737 code for a protein of 524 amino acids. Gene Ontology annotation, biological process: tetrahydrofolylpolyglutamate biosynthetic process. The transcript is spliced from 6 exons. Gene Ontology annotation, cellular component: mitochondrion; cytoplasm; cytosol. The record is from RefSeq and is a predicted model, not a curated record. NCBI's taxonomy places the organism in Eukaryota, Metazoa, Arthropoda, Insecta, Diptera, Culicidae. Gene Ontology annotation, molecular function: tetrahydrofolylpolyglutamate synthase activity; ATP binding.
GGAUCCAAAAUGCCAUAUUUGUAACAAAACAAAAGGCGCCAAAGAGUGACACACGCGUCCUUGUAUAAUUUUUUUUUUAUAAACAACAAAUUGUAAACAACGUUGAUAAGUGAGCAUUUAUCAGCUUUGCUCGUUUCGAUUAGGAAAUCGUGAAACUUACUGAUGCUUCGUUGGGCAAACAAUCUGAAGCGCAGAAUAGCUGUGGAGAAGUCCGCGUGUGAGGUGGCUUUGAUGUCAUUUUUAAAUGUGUCUUGCAUGAAAUCGCGGCCACUUGCUACAAUGCACGCAUCUGCUGUUGCGGAACAAAAUUAUGAGAACGCCAUUUCAUCGCUGAACUCGUUACAAUCAAACUUCAGCGUGCUUCAAACAUCUGUUCUCCGGAAGCAUAAGGAUGACUGCAAGCAUAUCAACGAUACGAUAAAAUAUUUAGACCGCGUUGGGAUUUCGUUGGCGCGUUUGGAUACAUUGCCUGCGAUACACGUGUCCGGGACAAAGGGAAAGGGCUCAACUUGUGCAAUGAUAGAAUCAAUCUUGAGGUCAAACGGUUAUCGUACCGGAUUUUUUAGUUCACCGCACUUGGUGUCCGUUACGGAGCGAGUUCGUCUGAAUGGAAUGCCUAUUUCAACUGACAAAUUUAGUGCACACUUUUGGAAAAUCUACAACCAACUGAAUGCAACGCAAGAGCAUAAUGUGGACAUGCCAUCAUACUUUUGUUUUCUAACUAUUCUGGCAUUUGACAUCUUUCUGCGGGAAGCGGUGGACGUUUGUGUUAUAGAGGUUGGUAUCGGUGGAAGAUACGACUGUACGAAUGUGUUGCGGAAGGCCAAUACGGUAGGGAUAACUUCUCUCGGUUUGGAGCAUACAAAGCUGCUGGGCAACACGAUGGAGGAAAUCGCCUGGCAAAAGGCUGGCAUCAUAAAAGCAGGUUCGGACGUGUUCACAGUUCCUCAGCCGGCGCAAUGCAUCGAAGUUAUUGAGCGAGAAUGCCGACAGUUAAAGGCUACUCUUCACAUAGUACCGCCGACAUUGCACGAGUAUUGCUGGGCCAAACAACCUUCGUUGAUGGAAGACACAUGCAGCAUCGUCGGGAUGAAUACUUCGUUAGCAAUUCAGAUAGCAACGAAUUGGAUACACAAGCAGCAUUCCAAGACUGCACAGAAUACCGUGCCAUUGUUCGUGACAGAGCGGACAACUCAUGGCAUUGAUACCUGCUUCUGGCCCGGGCGACUGCAACGGAUAUCAUAUGAUUCCGGAAAAACGCUUUAUCUCGAUGGUGCUCAUACGGUGGAAAGUAUGGAAGUAUGCGCCCGUUGGUUUAAUGCGAAGUCGAAUUGUGACCACAAACGGUUGUUGAUUUUUAACACAACCGGAGACCGUGAUUCAUUCAAGUUGCUGUCCACUCUCCUAUCGGUAACAAAAUUCGAUGCAGCGUUCUUCGUUCCCAACAUAGCUUUCCGUGGCACAACGCGAGCUGACGCCAUAAACCAUAAUUUUCCGCUCGAGAACCAAAUGCAGCGAUGCAGGGAAAACUGUAUCUACUGGACUGAAACGAUGCAAAAUAUGAACGGUUUCGUACAUGAAACAAUCGAGUCUGUCUUUACGCAAAUUGAUAAGGAUUUUAACCGGGAGUUGGGAGAUUCCGAUAUUUUAAUAACGGGUUCAGUGCAUUUGAUAGGAGCCGUGUUGACAGCACUCAAACUAGAACGCUAUGCCCAUACAUCAUCACCUGCGAAAUGAUGUUUUAUAACAAAAAUCUUAUAACAUUUUCAAUUGCAUAAGUCAACCGAAAUCUUUUUUGGUGGAAAAGAGCAACUUUUCUCAACUUCCAUCACAAAAAAACACAAGAGUUUUUGUAUCUUGAGGCAGCUACGUAGGCUGUUUAAUGUUUGUAAGGUAAUGGUUGUACAGAAGGGAAUCCGUUCCUGGUAGUAAAACGUUAAAGUGCUUGCAACAAUUUGUAAAAAUAUGAUAAGUUGUGUGUUUUGUUAACUCUUGUUUUUAUUCAUAAAGAACGGCCUGGCCGUAUUGCUUGUGUUUUGUUAACUUAUGUCGUUUAUAAUUACACAAUUGAAAAAAAGCCUCAUUAUGACAUCAUCAUCACAUCAUCAGUUUUUAUUGACUCGAUUUACAAUUACAUUCAUUUAAAGUUUUACAUUGGUUACAAUCAAUUGACCUGAUCAAUUGAGUAUAUAGAAUAGUUUUAUAACGCUUUGCGAUGGUGGACGUUUUGCUAGUUCGGAUGUGACCUAAUUGGGGAAAAUUGUUAAAAAACCCUACGAUUGCUGCCUUAUAUAUAUAUUCCGUAAAAUCUAUUUUUAUAACCUAUCUUACUAUCCAAUUUUGUACAAAUGCAUUUGUGUGUGCGCUCUUGAAAUUAAGCGUUGCAUUGAAAGUUUUUAACUGUACGAAUUCUUUUUCUCUUUUAAGGUACUUAUUUUGAAAUAUUUGUAGGAACUUAAUAUGUACAUUGGCACAAUUUUCCCAUAUCUUAGAAGAGUGCAUUAUUGUUGGUCUAACAACGGUGAUGUAUAACAAAAGUUUGUUUUUUAAAUUUAAUUUUGAAUUUUUGUUAAAGAAGCUGUACAAUAUUUUAAGCACUUUAGACCCACUGAUCAGUUUUUCUUCAAUAUGGUGUUGGAAUGUUAGUCUUCUGUCUAAAUGUAAUCCUAAAUAUUUUACAUUUUCACUCCAAGCAUUAUCCCAAUCAUUUAUUUAUAAUUUAUUACUAGGAACAUCAGAUUUGUCUCGAUUGAUAUUUAAUUUCCAAGUAUUGCAAAACUUUUCGAAACGUUUAAUUCCGUCAUUGAGGGUUUCGAUGAUUUUUUUUGGAUCUGAAUCUGAACAGCUCAUGGCAAAAUCAUCCGCAAAGCAAUACUUUUUUACUGACUUUGUUUUGGGUAAGUCGCUUGCAAAAAUAUUGAUAAGAACGGGCGACAAAACACUUCCUUGUGGCAAUCCAGCAUGCAGUAGAAAGGAAUCAGAUUUUGCGCUUUUUAAUUAGCUUUUUAAUUUAACUUUGAUCGGAUAAAUAUUAUUUAAGGAGCAGAAUAAUAAAUGGUGGAAAAUUCAAUCUCGUGUCAAACCGUACCAAACGCUUUGAAAAAAAUGCCUCAAAAAAGUGCCUUAAUUAAGUUACGAAUAAUAUCGGAAAGACAAACAGUUUGUUUGAAUUUCAGGGUAAAGCAGAAUUGAAAACUGUACGGAGAUUCAUUCAACCAGGAACUACCAGUAAAAUAAUCUUUUUACUAUUCAUAAACCUAGCAGGUAUCCUCUGUUUAAGUGAAGCUCUCUUCGGAAUAGAUGAUAUACGAAUUUUUGUUUUCUUUUAAUUUGAGGGAAACAUUCCUGGGGUUUCUCGGAUAAUUCAGUCUGGCCGUUUUCCAAUUAUUAUGAAUGUCAAAUACAAAGGCCUACGCAGCUAUUAAUA